ACUGCACACACGGCGCAAGCGAGAGCGCGUCUUCGGGGACUAUUCGUCGGCACUGCUGCCAAACCGGGGGCAGCCCGCCGCUUUAUUGAUAGUUCGAGCCUUUUUGCAUGCGGCGUCACGAUGCAGUAAGUCACGUAAUAAUUCCUGCGGGUUUUGACAGGUUUGCCGGACGGCAAAGUGGCGCAAUAAGGAGUGCAGUUGAAGGAAAUAGACGCGCAAAUAUGGCACCAUGACGCUUUUGGCGCACGGAGCUUUCUGCAGCAUUUCUCGGUGUUUGCUUCUUUGCUGAUCGGAAAAAAAAAAAAAAAUGCCUCACGCUCGAAAUAGGAACCCCAGCCCCAUCCCGGAGGUGACAUGGGACACGGGUUUGAAGGAGAUGAACGAGACGUGGAAAGGCGCGAUCGCGUGUCUCGGCGUGGCUGUUUUCUUCGUCAUGACCAUCGGGAUCAUUUACUGGCAAGUGGUGGACCAGCCCAACAAGAACUGGAUCCUCAAGGGGACGUUCAGCGGACUCGUCUGGGAGAGAAGGACCCACUCCUUGGUCAUCCAGACCCUGGCGGAGGACAGGACUUACGUGGAGAUAGACGUCGGGAACGUGGGGGACCCCGACCUGGAGGUUCCUUUCGUCAGGAACCUGUGCUGGCUCAACAAGACCGAGUUCUGCUACACCUGGGACAAGGUGGCCGAGAUCAAGAUCUCCCUGGACGCGGACGAGGACGCGGGGAGCGAGUGUUACAGUAUGACGUGGACGCCGGUGCAAUGCCAUGUGCAGCUCAAGGACUGCUUCUCCAUGACAAACAUAUCCUGGUACGGCGGCGCCAGUGUCAACGGUCAGACGUGGCCAAUUAAUGAUCAAAACGCCACCAUGCAGCCCUUCGUGGUCAGCGACCUCAAGGAGAAUCCCUCGGGCUUCGGCUCUGCACUGGAGCGCUACUUCCUUGGCUCCUCAGGCGUGGCCCUGCUGGUGUCUCCUGACCUCCCCCUGCAGCUGGGGAUGGACAGCAGACAACAAUUCUGCCUGCAGUCGCUGCCCAGUAUGGAUCUCCUCCCGCUGCAGUACACCGUUUGUGUGGCCAACAAUGUGAAGGCAGCUCACCAGGAAGCAGUGCAGCAGCUCUCCCCGCUCCAUCGGGAGAUACCCAACAUGAGUGCUCUGUGGCUGCCAUUCUGGAAGCUACUCAGCAAUGUGGAUUCGGGACAGAAGGUGGAGAGGGAACUGAGAACCUUCUCUAACCGUCUUAGAAGACACCAGCUCGGGGAAGGAAUCAUCAGCCUCAAUGAACAUUCCACCAACCUCCUCUCUGAAAUGGACCACGACUACCUCAACAACAGGAAGAGAGGGAAGUCCAAGAGACUUACCAGGGACCUCCCACUUGUCAAGCUUCUUAACAUUUCCGUCACUCUGUCCCCUUUCCUGAGCGUGGACAACACGCAGUUCCAUACGUCCCUCCUGGAUGGCACUGAGGCCUUCUGGCUCAGUCUCCCCUCAGCUCCUCGCGGUCAGCUGGUCCCUUUGUUGACUCAGUGGCAGGGGAAGUUCUGUGUAAAACUGAACGUCACAAACCCUGGAGCGGUGAGCUGGUUCCUGGACAGAGUGGGAUCCUUACAAGCACAUUUGGGAAUGGAGUAUAUCCUGCUGGAAGGCGGUGAGAGAAAUUUGUUUGAGGAACAGGCAUUAAGGCCACCUCAGACUCUGGGUGGGGACACGUACAUCAGCCUGUUGGCCGACGUGGCCGCCAGGAUCGGAGACUCCACCAUCAUGUCAGCGGGGACAAGGUCCAGUCACAAGCCAGUAUUUCUAAGGAUGACACCCCUUCAGUCUGACUGGGGCCCAAUGGGCCUGAAGGGCAUCAUUCCCUCCCUGCUGCACCACACUCUGCUGGGAUACAACUUCCUCAUUCCUGAUGCAGUAGGUGGCUCUCUAUCUGGAGACAUGGUCACGGAUGAGGAGUUGUUCAUCCGUUGGCUGGAGAUUGUUUCGUUCCUCCCUGUCAUCAGCUUCUACACACCACCAUGGGUCUGUGGAGAAGACCGGGUGCUCAACUUAACUCGGAUAUACAUAACCAAGCACCAGAGGGAUGUGGUGCCACUGAUAGAAAAGUAUGCGGAGGAGUGGCAGGAGACGGGAAGCCCCAUCUACCGGCCCAUGUGGUGGCUCAGUCCAGAAGACCCGCUCACCUUCGCCAUCGACGACCAGUUCAUCAUUGGAGACGAGGUUCUGGUGGCACCGGUGGUGGAGAAAGGGGCCGUGAGGAGGGACAUUUAUUUACCUGACGGGGGCUUCCAAUGGCAGGACAGCCAGAACGCUCAAGUGUUCGAUGGAGGGACGUUCCUGCAGGACUACCCGGUGCCCUUGGAGGCGGUGGGUCUUUUCUUUCGGCGAAGAUGAUUGUCUCCGUUUAAAAAAAAACUUGUGCUGUUCUAAACUUGCACUUUUCCACAAAAAGACCAUUAACUGCCUCAAGGCCUUGUCUUGGAGCAGCAUGUAGAAAUAUAUCUUUAUACUUGCACUUUAUUCUAAGAUGUCUUUGUUUUCCCUUUUUUAACAAUGUUAAUCAGUUUUACCUCUUGGCUGAUUUUGAAAUAUUUGGAAUUUUUGUUGUUGUUGUUGCUGCUGUCCUGCGUACGGUGGCCUGGAAGUGCAAGACGCUUACAUUUCAUGAAAGAACUUAAAAAUUACAGAAAACAAAUUAAAGUUAAAGCACCACUGAUAGUCACACACACACUAGGUGUGGUGGAAUACCCUCUGCAUUUGACACAUCCCCUUGUUCCACCCCUUGGGAGGUGAGGGGAGCAGUGAGCAGCAGCGGUGGCCACGCCCGGGAAUCAUUUUGGGGUUUUGAAGACAUAACAGCUUACAAUUACACAAACCAAAUGAACAAAAGACAAACAUUUACAAAUACACCAAGCAAAUCACAGAAGACAAAACUAAUUCUAAUUUUAAUCACGUGAAUAAUUUGGCACGAGUUGGAGUAUUUUAGUGAAAUGAGGAACUAGCGACCGUGUGGAAAUGGAAAAAAAAAACAAUCUGUCAAUCUGUGGUUUGGGACAUUCUCUGUCCAGUUUCUGCACAGAUUUGUAAUGUUGAGUUGUCUUUUGUUUGUGUUUUGUGAAAUUAUAAAUCGGUAGGGUGCUGAAAAACAGUCAAUUUACAUCCGAAACAUGAUUUCUAUUUAUUUCAAUUUUAAAAAUCAAUUGUUUAACAAAAAAAAAAGUUAAACCUUUUUUUUUUUUUUUUUAAUUAAUCAAUCCUAAAAAAUAAUACACGAUGAUACCAUAAUAAUACAAUUCCAAUUCCAAAACCGAACCCGGCCAAGCAACAUUCAGAAUAGCAAUCAACAGAGCAAUUGGGGACACAAAAUAAUCCAAAAUGAGUCAAACAAAAAUGAAUAAUAUCAACAACUGUAUCAGUUGGCCCCAUUCAGCAACCGUUUUUAAGAACAAAUGUUGUUCUUAGGCCCACUUGUGAAUUUUUCAAGGAGAUUUUUAUAUUCACCAAUGUUUUCUUAAGAACAAAAUCUAAGAGUGCCUCGGAGCACUCUUAGGGUGGUCCAUUUGUUAAGUGUGACAAUUUCCCUUGCUUCUAUUGUGUAAUGUUAAAUUAAUAUCAUAGAUGGAUGGAUGGAUGGAUAGAUAGAUAGAUAGAUAGAUAGAUAGAUAGAUAGAUAGAUAGAUAGAUAGGAGACAGACAGACAGACAUAUCGCAAAAUGACUACUAUACCGUGUGCGUGCACACACGCACACCAUUUCUGUUUAACGUCCUCAACUAUGUGGGCCUCGCUGCUUGACACCAUGUUUACCGCAUCGGUUAUAGUGCCCCAGAUCUUAGCUUUAUAUCUGCCCUUAAACCCCGAGUUUGCACUGCUAAGGAUCACUACUUAGUUUUUCGCCCCUUCCUGCAAUAGAACCUCCAAUUUCUGAACUCGACCAAUUUUUCUUCCGCUUCGGGGCUACCUCAGCAGUCCCCCCUUUCUUAAACUUACGUUUUGACAUUAUGUAAUUCCCCCCGCGGGAUAAUACGAAUUUCUCUUCUGUAAUCUUUUUGUGUUUUCUCCGUGUGUUUGAUGUUCGGCUUUUCCGCCAGAAUUCUGCCCUUAUAUGGGGAAUUAAGGGCGUUUACCAAUGCAAAUUAUGGAAUUAGGGUGUUUACAUAUACAUAUUGGGGGAAUAUAUCAGAGUUAGUUGGUGACGAACCCCAAGAUGCAGAGAUGGAGGCAGGCAUUGAAUAAGAAAAUGUGAUUUAAUUCAAAUUAAACUAGAACAAACAAAAGGGGUACAACAAAAAGCGCGCACGUGGGCGGAUAACAAACAAAAAGAGUUAGUAUGGGAACUAGAGAAUAAACUGAGUUUAUCAUGGAAGUUAGCAAAAACAAAAAGACCUAGCAUGGAAGCUAGCAGGUCUCGAGCAGGAAACAGAAGUCGUACAUGUAAUAUGAAAAACAAACUUGGAAGCAGGGAACAAAAGCAGGAAGCUAUAAACCGCAAUCAAAUAAAGCUUACCACAACGCUGCAUUAACAAGACAUGAUACGACAGGUAGCAACGACAAGAGCGACAUCGACAUGACAAUAAUCCAUUACUGAAUGGAAGACAGAGCAGGUACAAAUAGGAGCGGGCUGAUUGACACCAGGUGUGGCCAGGUGCCAAUCAGUUGCAGCUGGGGGGAAACAAAGCACUCAGGGAGACAAACAGGAAGCUGAACCAAAAUAAGAGUGUUGACAGGAAAUACUAAACACACAGAGGAAAAACUAAAACACAAACAAACUGUCAGUGGCAAACCUGACAAAAUAAGGGCGUGUUUAUAUGCAAAUUAUGAUAGACACGCACGCGCUAACCAUUUGGCAUUCAGCAACUUAAAAACAGCAGGUGGGAACAAUUUGGCCGUUUAAGGACACGUCAUGAAUUUGAAUGGAUUCCUCUGAGAAAACACUUAGGAAAAAAGAUAAGAGGGAAAGUUGGGAACAUAUUGCCAACUAGGGCCCAAUAUUAAUAAGAAUUCCAACAUAGCAAUGACUGGAAAUCCCUCAUUUACAUCAUCAUCACAGCAAUUUAUAAAAAAAUAAAAUAAAAUAAAAACAUUAAAAAAAAAAUUUUAAAAAAAUUUUUAAGAAAACAAUUUGAUUCGGAAUUUUAAAAAAAACAACUUUAUUUAUUUGUUGUUGUUUUUUUAAUAGUAAUAAUAACUUAGAUUUAUAACGCGCUUUUCUAAACACUCAAAGCGCUCACAGAGAAGUGGGACUCAACAUCCAUUCACACCUGGAGGUGGUAAGCUACAUCAGUAGCCACAGCUGCCCUGGGAUAGACUGACGAAUUUAAGAAUUCCAUCCAUCCAUCCAUCUUCUUCCGCUUAUCCGAGGUCGGGUCGCGGGGGCAGCAGCCUAAGCAGGGAAGCCCGGACUUCCCUCUCCCCAGCCACUUCGUCUAGCUCUUCCCGGGGGAUCCCGAGGCGUUCCCAGGACAGCCGGGAGACAUAGUCUUCCCAACGUGUCCUGGGUCUUACCCGUGGCCUCCUACCGGUUGGACGUGCCCUAAACACCUCCCUAGGGAGGCGUUCAGGUGGCAUCCUGACCAGAUGCCCGAACCACCUCAUCUGGCUCCUCUCGAUGUGGAGGAGCAACGGCUUUACUUUGAGUUCCUCCCGGAUGGCAGAGCUUCUCACCCUAUCUCUAAGGGAGAGCCCCACCACACAGCGGAUGAAACUCAUUUCGGCCGCUUGUACCCGUGAUCUUAUCCUUUCGGUCAUUACCCAAAGCUCAUGACCAUAGGUGAGGAUGGGAUCGUAGAUCGACCGGUAAAUUGAGAGCUUUGCCUUCCGGCUCAGCUCCUUCUUCACCACAACAGAUCGGUACAACGUCCGCAUUACUGAAGACGCCGCACCGAUCCGCCUGUCAAUCUCACGAUCCACUCUUCCCUCACUCGUGAACAAGACUCCUAGGUACUUGAACUCCUCCACUUGGGGCAGGGUCUCUUCCCCAACCCGGAGAUGGCACUCCACCCUUUUCCGGACGAGAACCAUGGACUCGGACUUGGAGGUGCUGAUUCUCAUUCCGGUCGCUUCACACUCGGCUGCGAACCGAUCCAGUGAGAGCUGAAGAUCCCGGCCAGAUGAAGCCAUCAGGACCACAUCAUCUGCAAAAAGCAGAGACCUAAUCCCGCGGCCACCAAACCGAAACCCCUCAACGCCUUGACUGCGCCUAGAAAUUCUGUCCAUAAAAGUUAUGAACAGAAUCGGUGACAAAGGGCAACCUUGGCGGAGUCCAACCCUCACUGGAAAUGUGUCCGACUUACUGCCGGCAAUGCGGACCAAGCUCUGGCACUGAUCGUACAGGGAUCGGACUGCCACAAUAAGACAGUCCGAUACCCCAUACUCUCUGAGCACUCCCCACAGGACUUCCCGAGGGACACGGUCGAAUACCUUCUCCAAGUCCACAAAGCACAUGUAGACUGGUUGGGCAAACUCCCAGUCACCCUCAAGAACCCUGCAGAGAGUUGCCACCUUACCGUGGUAGAGGAGUUUGCGUGUCCCAAUUUAAGAAUUAUUUUUCUAAAUAUUUUUUUAGGCCAAUCUCUGCGCUUGAUCGCUGCACGUACACAUCGUACAUCAGCGAACAAGAGGGGCUUCUGUAACCUGUAACUUUCAAUCUAAUUCUUGUAGCAAAUAAGAUAAGGCUAGAAUCGGUUUUAAUCGAGAAUCGAAUGGAAGUCGUUGGAAGAUUCACAUCCCUCGUAACUUGUUUUGCCUUUUGUCAACAGGUUUUUUUGGAAAUUGUGAGGUAUUUCAUGAAAUGUAAAAGGUUUUUAACGCACUUGCAGGCCAUCGUAUCUUACUUAGUAUGUAAUCCGUGCGUUUACAUACCUUGGUUGUUGUUGCAUUUCAACAGUUUUUAAUGUUAUUAGCUGCUGCUGCUGCUGCUGUCUCUGUUAAUAAGGAGGAGCCCUUUGUUGCUUAAAAUGAACCUGAAUCUGACAAGAAGACCAAAUGGACAUUAAAUGAUGUUGAAAGGGGGUUUUAUUGGGGGAAAUUUAGGGGUACCAUGCUCACACGUAAAAAAAAAAAAAAAGCAAAAAAACGGCUUUUACUUGAAUUUAUUAGGCCUUAGUGCUGAUGUUAUGAAUGUACCUCAUCCCUUAAAUUGUCACUGCUUUACAGAAUCACCCCCUUGGCACUUAUUCAACUUAAUUUUACCUUGUUAACACCUGAAUGUCCCAUAGUACUGUAGGCACUGAUAUUGUAAUCUUUGAAUAUAUAUACAUCUGCCGCAUUUGACCUUCUUAUAACAACCUGCUGUAGCGAGGGGGGUUCUCGCCGUCGCCUCCUUUCGAAUUUGUACUCGACUAUUGCGUUGAUAUCUUGUUUCAGCUGUGCGAGAAAGGAAGAGAACCUUACGUCCUUUCUCGCUGCUUACAAAAAAAAAGACCAUUUAAUACAGUCUUAUAAAUACUCUAACAAAACAGAUCCAAUGCAAGAAAGAACCAUAGGAAAUCAUUCAGUCUUUAUUAAUAUUAGUGCUUAUUUUUCUCUCCAUGCUGGUGUCUCUCAGCACAAUAAUAAACAUACAGUCAUACUUGCCAACCCUCACGGAUUUUCCGGGAGACUCCCGAAAUUCAGCGCCUCUCCCGAAAAUCUCCCAAAAUUCAGGCGGAGCUGGAGGCCACGCCCCCUCCAGCUCCAUGUGGACCUAAGUGACGUGUAUAAAGAGCGUGCCUACCCAAUGACGUUCUAACUGUAGAAUGAUCGAAGGCGAGUUCUUGGUUUCUUAUGUGGGUUUAUUGUCAUUAACGUCCUCCCAGCGCGGUAAAACAACACACAACAACAGCAGUCCGUUUUCGUCUACCGUGAAGCAGUUUGUCGGUCUAAACAGCAAUGUUGUGACACUCUUAAACAGGACAAUACUGCCAUCUACUGUACAUGCAUAUGGUUGGAAAAACAAGGAUGGACAAUUCAACCCUUAACUCAACAAUGAGUAGAUAAGUGUGUAAAUGUG
This is a messenger RNA of Nerophis ophidion (straightnose pipefish), 7983 nucleotides long. Its product is annotated as SITS-binding protein. Lineage: Eukaryota; Metazoa; Chordata; Actinopteri; Syngnathiformes; Syngnathidae. The record is from RefSeq and is a predicted model, not a curated record. The transcript has 10 exons. The coding region runs from base 308 to 2389 and encodes 693 amino acids.